Molecule: messenger RNA, 2813 nt
Organism: Lepus europaeus (European hare)
Lineage: Eukaryota; Metazoa; Chordata; Mammalia; Lagomorpha; Leporidae
Gene: ACBD4
Product: acyl-CoA binding domain containing 4
Exons: 10
Coding region: 384-1283 (299 amino acids)
Biological process (GO): fatty acid metabolic process
Molecular function (GO): fatty-acyl-CoA binding
Source: RefSeq, a predicted model, not a curated record
UUCCCCCUCGCUCCGCGUCCCCAUCCCGACCCGGCCGGACCCUGAGGUCAGUCGGAAGCCGCGGGUUGGUGGCGAGAGAGGACCCAGGAGUUGAUGUACCCCGAAGAGGGCGCGUCUGGACACUGUCCGGCGCUGCGACCCUUGCCACCUGCCUCUCCGCCCACCGAGACCCUCGCCACCCUGGCCCCACCCACGCUGCCCUGAGGUGGGAAGAGGCAUCUCAGCUGCAGCUUCGGACGUCCCGGGUGUCUCUCGGGCCCCUGGGCAGCUGAGUUUGCCCCUCUACAAAGUGCAGCCGUGGGUGGGAGCCAGGGUGGGCUCCGAGGCCUGCUCCCGCCGGGGCCCAGAGCCGCUCCGAGUGGGACCCCGCGGCUCGCAGCAGCAUGGGCAUCGAGAACGAAAGCCCGGGGCCGGACUGCCAGAAACAGUUCCAGGCUGCGGUCAGCGUCAUUCAGAACCUGCCCAAGAACGGCUCUUACCGCCCGUCCUACGAAGAAAUGCUGCGAUUCUACAGCUACUACAAACAGGCCACCAUGGGGCCCUGCCUGGUCCCCCGGCCUGGGUUCUGGGACCCCAUCGGACGAUAUAAGUGGGAUGCCUGGAACAGCCUGGGCAAGAUGAGCAGAGAGGAGGCCAUGUCUGCCUACAUCGCCGAGAUGAAGCUGGUGGCACAGAAGGUGAUCGACACGGUGCCCCUGGGAGAGGUGGCAGAGGACAUGUUUGCUUACUUCGAGCCCCUGUACCAAGUGAUCCCCGAUAUGCCAAAGCCGCCAGAAGCCUUCCUGAGAAAGGUCACAGGUCAGGCCCCGGCCAGGAACCUGCAGGUGCUGAGUGAGCGGUCUCGGGUGUGGUCGAGGGGCUGCUCAGCUGGAGAGGGGCUGGAGGCAGAGGGCCCAGGUUGGAAAGCACAGGUGCUGAAUGGAGAUGCGGGGGCUGUCCUGGAGCCUCCCUGCCCCCUCAAGGAGCCGGCACCUCCAAGCCCAGAGGCUCAGCCACCCCGGGACCUGGACGCUGAGGUUUUCUGCGAUUCCCUGGAGCAGCUGGAGCCUGAGCUGCAGGUCUGGCCAGAGCAGAGGGGUGCUGCUGGAGGGGAGCCCGCCACCGCGCACAGCCUGGUGACCCCCAGAGAGAAAGAAGGGCUGGGGUGCAGCCUGCUGGGGCCCCAGGAGUUGGACACGUGGCUGCUGGGGACGGUCCGAGCCCUGCAGGAGAACAUGUGGGACGUCCAGGGCAGGCUGCAGAGCCUGGAGAGCCUGCCCCCGGCCCCCGAGCAGGCGCAUUAGCAGGGAGCUGGAUCGGAAGUGGAGCAGCAGCCAGGACUUGAACCUGUACUCACAUGAGAUGUGGGGAUCCCAAGUGGCGGCCUAACCCACUGCGCCAGCAUGCUGGUCCCACCAGCCACGACUCUGUUCCAGGUUUGGGGUUUGUCCCCCUGCAGUCCAGCCCUUGCAUCCUCCAGCCCCUCCCGUCCUGUCCUAGGUCUGAGGACCUUACACCCAGGCUCCUGCCAAACACUUGAUCGUAGCUAAAAGGCCGAGAAGCGAUGCUCCUGCCAAACAGCAGCUGCCAUUCCUGGUGCCCGUGUGCCAGACCCUAGCACUCUCCCGUUUAUGCCCCCAGUCCCCCAUGAGAUUCCUCGUCUCCUUGAUGUACAAGGGGAAACCAAGGCGCAGAGAGGUUGAGUAACUAGCCUAAGGGCACACAGCCUGGGAGACCCAAGGCCCGCAGGUGCCUCCGCUUUGCCCGGCACGCAGAAGACUUUCUCCAGUGGGGCCUGUAGUUAUUACCAUUGCUAUGAGGUGAUGGAGCCGGGGGUGGCCCCGAGUCUGUCUCCCCCCAUCAGCAUGAGUGGGUCUGUUCUUGAGAAGCCAGGGAGAGUGGGCUGGCUGUGGGGCCUCUGCCCCAGUGGCCGCGAGCCAUGCUGGCAGAGAUGUCGUCAGAUCCGCAGUGGCUAACAUUUCAACAGGUCCCCCAGCCCAGAGCUGGCUCACUUCAUUUUGUAAGCCAUUUGCUCGUUUUAAAUGCUGGUUUUAAAGCGGAUCAGACACAUCAUGAUGUCAGAUGCUCACUCUGAAGUCCCUGGGCUUGCAUCGCCCCUAGCUAGCCAACACAGCAGCUCUCUAUCACCCACAACUACUGGUUUUUUUCUUUUCUUUUUUUUUUCUUUUUUUUAAUUUUUUUUUUUUUUGACAGGCAGAGUGGACAGUGAGAGAGAGACAGAGAGAAAGGUCUUCCUUUUUACCGUUGGUUCACCCUCCAAUGGCCGCCACGGUAGGCGCGCUGCGGCCGGUGCACCGCGCUGAUCCGAUGGCAGGAGCCAGGUGCUUCUCCUGGUCUCCCAUGGGGUGCAGGGCCCAAGCACUUGGGCCAUCCUCCACUGCACUCCCUGGCCACAGCAGAGAGCUGGCCUGGAAGAGGGGCAACUGGGACAGGAUCGGUGCCCUGACCGGGACUAGAACCCAGUGUGCUGGCGCCGCAAGGCGGAGGAUUAGCCUACUGAGCCACGGCGCCGGCCCUGUUUGUUUUUUUUUAAGGUUUAUUUAUUUGAAAGGCAAAGUUACAGAGCGAGGGAGAGAGACAGAGAGAGAUCUUCCAUCUGUUGGUGCACUCCCCAAAUAGCAGCAACACUCGGGGCUGGGCCAGGCCAAAGCCAGGAGCCAGGAGCUUCCUUGGGGUCUCCCACAUGGGUAUCACCCACAAUUAUUAAUCCCUUCAUACCACCAGAUACCCAGUCCAAAGGCGCAUUCCCCCAGGGGUCGGGAACUGCCCGUCCCGCCACUCUGCCGUCUGCCGGUGCCAGCUCACACAGCACA